ACGUAAAUACCUUCCUUUUAUUUUCUGGUCUUGCCCCUCGACAUCGUUGUUUCUUUCAGGAACAAAUAUGCGGUUUCGCCAAGAAGGCGCAGAAAGCCUAACCGUGAUGGGAGGAGCUCCUCCGACAGUGCUCUCGGCUCUGACCGUCGCAUUCUUUAUCCUUUUCUGACUGACAGACAUCGAGGAGAGAACAGGGCGAAAUAAUUAAACGGUUCCAUUUUUCUUAUUUGCGCUCGAAGCUUUUGAUACCGCAGGAAUAAGUGCGCGUGGGUACAAGGUUCGGCAACAGCAUGGGGGCAAAUGAUGAGAAGAGUGAAGCGUGUGGAACUAUCUGUCUGAAGUACCUACUCUUCGCCUUCAACUUCCUCUUCUGGCUGGCAGGGGGCGCUGUGAUGGCCGUGGGGCUGUGGACGCUGCUUAAGAAGAGUGACUACAUCAGCCUGCUGCCCUCUAUUACCUAUGCGGCUUCUGCCUACAUCCUGAUUGUGGCUGGGGCCAUCGUCAUGGUGACAGGUGUUCUGGGCUGCUGUGCCACCUUCAAGGAACAGAGAAGACUUCUGAGAGUGUACUUUGUCCUUUUGCUGUGUAUUUUCCUCCUGGAGGUGGUUGCUGGAGUUCUUGCCUACAUCUACUACCAGAAGCUGAGCGAAGACUUGAAGGACAAUCUGAAACACACCAUGACUGAGAAGUACAGGCAGCCCAGCCAGGAGCCUGUAACCCAGGCUGUGGACAAGCUACAGCAAGAGUUUAAGUGCUGUGGCAGCAACAGCUCCUCUGAUUGGCUGGAGAGUAAGUGGGUGCGGUCGGCAGAUGCCAAGAGCCGGGCGGUGCCGGACAGCUGCUGCAAGACCCCGACGGGCGGCUGCGGUCGCAGGCCACACCCCUCCAACAUCUACAGCGUCGAGGGUGGCUGCAUCACCAAGUUGGGGAACGUCAUCCUUGAGCACUUGAAGAUCAUCAGUGCAGUUGGCAUUGGGAUCGCUGGUGUGCAGAUUGUGGGAAUGGUGUUUACGUGCUGUCUGUAUCGGAAUUUGAAGGCGGAGCCAUUCUGACAGCACAGUCACUUGGAAGGAGGGGGGGGGGGGCUUACUGAGUUACCGUAACAGUGCCUGAUAUUUAAUAAUUUAAUUAUCUGUGUGUAUGUCAUGUGUCACAUAAUGAGAGGGAGUGCUGUGCAUCUCACAGGAAAUGGGAAUGGAAGGAGAUAAAGGAUAUGGUCUUUUGAAUAAUUGUUGAAAUGGUAGUGCAUAGCUCCUGAAAAAGUUACAUACUUGUAUGAAUCUGCUGACAUUGUGUGGGGAUGGGGGGGGGGGGGGGUUGUUUGCUCUAACUGAAGAGCUUGAAUCUUUUUUAAUUUUCUGUGAUUGCUGAUGUGUCCACCAUUUUAGACCAAAGUGCAUUGAAAACCUGUACAGUGACACUCCUCACUCCGGCCUCUUGUAUCUUAUGGCUGCCAUAUCUGCACUGUAAUCUUAUUUUUUUUAAAUGCCUUGUUUUAUAUAUUUUUUCAGGUUUCCGUGGUCUGUGGUACAGAAAAAAAAUGUCAUAAUUUCCAAGAUUGCUUCUGUGUUUCCACAAUUGCAAUAUACUCUUGUGCAUUUUCUUAUUCGUCGGUUUCUGGCAUUAUGUCAGCAUUUCAGUUUCAGUUUCAGUGCAUGCUGGAAAAUAUACACUACAAAAAGCUACAUCCUGUUCUGACUGGG
This is a messenger RNA of Anguilla anguilla (European eel), 1703 nucleotides long. Its product is annotated as CD151 antigen-like. Bases 291 to 1052 code for a protein of 253 amino acids. NCBI's taxonomy places the organism in Eukaryota, Metazoa, Chordata, Actinopteri, Anguilliformes, Anguillidae. The record is from RefSeq and is a predicted model, not a curated record. The transcript has 8 exons. Gene Ontology annotation, cellular component: membrane.